Messenger RNA from Eurytemora carolleeae, 1777 nucleotides. RefSeq names its product fasciclin-2-like. Gene Ontology annotation, molecular function: protein binding. The record is from RefSeq and is a predicted model, not a curated record. NCBI's taxonomy places the organism in Eukaryota, Metazoa, Arthropoda, Copepoda, Calanoida, Temoridae.
GAAAAAUGUAGAGCGCCGAGGGAAAAUAUGAAAAAAGAAAAUGUAAAAUCAAUUAGAUAGAAAAAUGAGCAGAAACUAUCUAAAUAUUUCCAGUAUUGCUUUCAAAGUACAUUCAGUUUGUGAUAUCUCGAGGUCUGGGCAAAUAUGAAUAUUUUAAGAAGAAUGAAAUUAACAAAUUUUCUUUUGCUGGGAGCUGUGCUAUGUGCGGAGGGAAAUGAUGACCCACGAAUGAAGAUUCUGCCAGCUGGGGAUCAGGAGGUCCGAGUAGGGAAAAAUAUAGUGCUAACCUGCAGAGCAGUUGUUCCAAGCUUAGAACUCAUCAGAGAUCUUAGAUGGUACAGUCCACAGGGAUAUCCAGUUCAACAGGGAGACAGCCUUUCAGAUUAUAGCACCAGAAUCUACAGUGAAGAGCAGCCUGGAGAGGCAGCAACAGCUUUAUUUAUUAAACAAGUUUCUAAUGAGGACGCAGGACAGUACACUUGCAAGGCGGUUUAUGCAUCAAAUCAGCAUUUACAAGCUACCGUUCAAAUCUCAUUGUUCGUUGGUAUCACGUGGGAGGAUGCUCCUAUAGCUCAGUAUGCAAGAUUAGGACAAAAUUAUAAAAUAAUCAUUUUUAUUCAGGUACGGGCGCGACCUCCCGCAAAUAUUGAUUGGUUGAAAGAAUCCUUGAUAUUAUCAACAGGUGAUCAGUAUGUGAUUGAAAGUGAUGGAUUAGUGAUACAAAGCGUUAGCAAGGAGAACGCCGGGACGUACACCUGCAGGGCCAGGGUCCCCGAGACUGGGGAGCUCGAGGAGAGAGAUAUUCAACUAGACGUACGCAGUUGGAAGUUGGAUGAGAUUACUGGAACACUCACAGGAUACCAGUUGAGAAGGCAAGAUGAAGGAUCGUAUACCUGUAUAGCUGAAAACAAUGCAGGACGGGAACAAGCCUCUGCUUAUUUAUCAGUCAUCAUCAGGCCGAAGGUUCAGGAGCUGUACAACAAAACAUUUGAGGUUGGAAGGAUGGGAGCAGAACUGAUCUGUAAAGCCUCAGGAGAACCUUUACCACGGAUAAUCUGGAGAAAAUGGUCACUCAAUGAACCCUACCUAGCUGGAGGUCAACCUGAUGAUCCCAGGAUUAUUGUCAGAGAUCAAACUGUACUUGCUCCAGCUCGAAGUAUUCCCAACGCCACGAUCUCCUGGUGGUAUAAUGAUGUGGAGAUAGGAAGAGAUGAUUUGGAUAGGAACUUUCAAAUAAUAGGUCACGGCCCUAGAUCAGACCUAAUUAUUACUCCUUUAGUGUCAAGCUACUAUCGGGUGUAUAAGUGUAAGGCCGAGAACCCGUAUGGUCUAGCUUUCCAUGAUAUAGAACUAGAAGAGGCUCAUGAACCUACAGAACUACAACAAGCUAUGCUAGAUAAAAACACGGCAACUUCACUUCAGUUCAGAUUUGUUCCACCCUCUGAUAUGGGCGGACUACCAAUUGAUUCCUACGCCGUGGAAUACAAGAGAGCUCGACAGGACUGGGGGUCAGCGAGACGCAGGGUCUGGCCUGUAGAUACGGAGGGUAACGGGUAUAUAUUAGAAAACCUCAGUCCACAAACCGUAUACGAUCUCAGGUUUGGAAGUAAGAACAGAGUAGGAUUUUCCCCCUGGGGCGCCGGCAUUCAAAUCACCACAAACCAACAAGGGCAUCCUGAACCUCCCCUUCUCAGUAUACAAACAGGACCUGGAGAGGUUCUAAAAGGAGAUGUUAUAUUCCUCCCCCAAUCUAAGGUUUGAUAAAGUAAUGACCAGA